Molecule: messenger RNA, 2145 nt
Organism: Scomber scombrus (Atlantic mackerel)
Lineage: Eukaryota; Metazoa; Chordata; Actinopteri; Scombriformes; Scombridae
Product: striatin-like
Cellular component (GO): dendrite
Molecular function (GO): protein-containing complex binding; protein phosphatase 2A binding; armadillo repeat domain binding
Source: RefSeq, a predicted model, not a curated record
CUGCAGGCUCAGAUCGCCUUCCUGCAGGGAGAGAGACGAGGUCAGGAGAACCUGAAGAAGGAUCUGGUGAGGCGGAUCAAGAUGCUGGAGUACGCUCUGAAACAGGAGAGGGCCAAAUAUCAUAAACUGAAAUACGGGACAGAACUGAACCAAGGCGAGAUCAAACCUCCCAGUUAUGAUUCAGAUGAGGGGAACGACAGCGAGGCUCCCAGCACUCCCAACAGCAGCCAUCAGCUCAGCUGGAAACAAGGACGCCAGCUGCUCAGACAGUACCUGCAGGAGGUUGGAUACACCGACACCAUCUUGGAUGUGAAGUCUCAGAGGGUGAGAGCGCUGCUGGGUCUGACCGGAGACUCAGGAGAGAAACCGUCAGAGAAGAAAACCGAACCGAUGGUCAACGGCACCGAACCGUCCUCUCUGAAGGACAGCGGCAUGGUCAGUAAACCGGACAUGUCCGACUCGGCCACCGUGUUGGAGGCCUUUAAGUUCAUAGAGAGCGCUGCAGCAGAGUUCAGCGAUGAGGAUGAGGAGGAGGACAGCGAAGGACGGGAUAAGACCCUCCUGGAUCUGGCUACAAUGGUGAGGAAGAAACACUCGUCAACUCCGUCUUCCACGACCUCUGACCUCAGCGACGACCCCGACACAGAGGAGGCGCUGAAGGGUUUUGAUUUCUUGGCGAGUACCGACGAAAUGGACGGAUCACCUGACCGGAGCGGGGAGGACAUCGGAGAGUGGGAAAAGGAAGACCAGUCUCCUAUGGGUGAACUGGCCUGGGAUGUGGACCAGGGACUGAUAGCCCAGCUCAAGGAGCAGUACAGGAAGGAACGCAAGGGCAAGAAGGGGGUGAAGAGACCAAACCGGUCCAAGCUCCAGGACAUGCUCGCCAACCUGCGGGAGGCUGAGGAUCUUCCCUCCCUGCAGCCUUCUGUGACGCCCCCCUCCCGGCCCAGUCUGCCCAGACUCAGUGAGCACGAAGUGGGACGCCCAGAAGACGAGGCCAUGACGUUCCUGCCGUCGUCGGGGAAGUCGUUCAUACUGGGCAGAGUGGACGAGGCAGUCUCUAACGAGCUUGGACUGGGAGAACUGGCCGGGCUGACUGUUGCCAAUGAGGCCGACAGCCUGGCGUUUGACAUCACCAAUAACAAAGACGCCCUGCGGAAGACGUGGAACCCGAAGUUCACCCUGAGGAGCCACUUUGACUCGGUCCGCGGCCUGGCCUUCCACCCGGUGGAGCCCGUCCUGGUCACCGCCUCCGAGGAUCACACCCUCAAACUGUGGAACCUGCAGAAGACGGCGCCCGCCAAGAAAUGUGCUGCUUUAGAUGUGGAGCCCAUCUACACAUUCAGAGCUCACAGCGGUGCAGUCCUGUGUGUCACCAUGAGCUCGACCGGUGAGCAGUGUUUCAGUGGAGGGGUGGACGGUACCAUUCAGAGCUGGAACACUCCCAACCCCAACGUCGACCCCUACGACUCAUAUGAGCCGUCGGUCCUGCGGGGGGCGCUGUGUGGUCACACAGAUUUUGUGUGGGGUUUGGUCUACAGUGCCGCUCACCACCGCCUCCUCUCCUGCUCGGCUGAUGGAACAGUCCGGCUCUGGAACGCCGCCGACACCGCGCCGUCUCUCGCUGUUUUCAACGAGCGAGGAGAGCUCGGCGUCCCUACCUCGUUGGACUUGGUGAGCAGCGAUCCGGCUCACAUGGUGACGUCGUUCACCACCGGUCACAUCGGACUCUUCAACAUGGAGACGCAGCAGCUCGUCCUGAAGCUGGAGUCCGCCGGCCCGCCAGAAGCUCCCUGCAAGAUCAACAAAGUGCUGAGUCAUCCCACGCUGCCAAUCACCAUCACAGCCCAGGAGGACCGGCACAUCCAGUUCUUCGAUAAUAACACAGGUAAACUGAUUCACUCAAUGGUCGCCCACCUGGACUCCGUCACAAGUCUCGCUGUGGAUCCAAAUGGACUGUACCUCAUGUCUGGAAGCCACGACUGCUCCAUCCGUCUGUGGAACAUGGAGAGCAAGACGUGCAUCCAGGAGUUCACCGCCCACCGCAAGAAGUUCGAGGAGUCAAUCCACGACGUUGCGUUCCACCCCACCAAGUGCUACAUCGGCAGCGCCGGGGCCGACGCACUCGCCAAAGUUUUCGUAUGA